Molecule: messenger RNA, 1884 nt
Organism: Chanos chanos (milkfish)
Lineage: Eukaryota; Metazoa; Chordata; Actinopteri; Gonorynchiformes; Chanidae
Gene: lingo2
Product: leucine rich repeat and Ig domain containing 2
Exons: 2
Coding region: 37-1884 (615 amino acids)
Cellular component (GO): plasma membrane
Molecular function (GO): protein binding
Source: RefSeq, a predicted model, not a curated record
GAUACAAAGACUCAGGAAGUGCCAAGCCAUGACAGCAUGGUAGACUGUUUAAGCAGAGUCAUGCUGCACACAGCUGUGUCCUGCUGGCAGCCGAUGUUGGGCUUGGCUUUGGUGACUGUUUUCGUCGGCUCCACCUUAUCCUGCCCCUCCCGCUGUGAGUGCUCUGCCCAGAGCCGUUCUGUCAUCUGCCACCGCAAGCGUCACCCAACCAUCCCAGACGGCGUGCCCAUUGACACACGAAUCCUUGACCUGAGCAAGAACAAGAUCCAAGCUGUCAAUCCUGAUGACUUUGCGCCAUACCCACAUAUCGAGGAGCUGGACCUGAGUGGAAAUGUCAUAGCCUAUGUAGAGCCAGGGGCCUUCAAUGCACUCUCCAGCCUGCACUCGCUUAGUCUGAAAAGUAAUCGCAUUCGACUCAUCUCACUGGGCGUUUUCACAGGUCUCUCCAACCUUACAACACUCGACAUUAGUGACAACAAGAUUGUCAUCUUGGUGGAUUAUAUGUUCCAGGAUUUGCACAGUCUCAAGUCUCUGGAGGUGGGUGACAAUGAGUUGGUCUACAUUUCCCACAGGGCCUUUGUAGGCUUAAUGUCCUUAGAGAGUCUGACACUGGAACGCUGCAACCUGACGGAAGUCCCUACUGAGGCCCUGUCCCACCUACACAACCUGGUGACACUUCGCAUGCGAUACCUCAGCAUCCCUAGUCUACGGCCCUAUGCCUUCAAAAAGCUGUUCCAGCUGCGACACCUGGAGAUUGACAGUUGGCCUUCCCUUGAUACCAUGCCAGCUAACACUCUGCAUGGGCUGAACCUUACCACACUGUCCAUCACUAACACCAAUCUCUCAACCUUCCCCUACCAGGCUUUGCGCCAUCUGCCUUACCUCACGCACCUCAACCUCUCCUACUGCCGCAUCCGGACAGUGGAGGGGGGCCUGCUUCAGGACUUGGUGAGGUUGCGUGAGCUACGGUUGGUGGGUGCCCAGCUGGUCACUGUGGAGCUCCAUGCUUUCCAAGGCUUGCGUGAGCUCAGAGUGCUCAACAUCUCCCAUAACCAGCUGGAUACUCUGGAGAAGGGAGUCUUCCAGGCACCCGAGGCCCUGGACAUGCUGCUAAUAGAUGACAACCCUCUGGUGUGUGAUUGCCGACUCAUGUGGCUCCUGCAAAGGCGGCAUUCAAUUUCUUUCGGUGAAGCACAGCCUGAAUGCAGCACACCAGAAGGCAUACGUGGACGUCCCUUCAGGGAGUUUAAGGAAACGCUGCUCUCCUACUAUGUAACAUGCACCAAGCCCAAGAUACGUGAAAACCGAACACAGAUGGUAUCUGUGGAGGAGGGCCAGUCAGCACGGCUACAGUGUAGUGCAGAAGGAACACCAAGGCCCACCGUGUCAUGGGUGACACCACGCCGGCGUCAUUUGACAACCAAGCAUCAUGGCAGGGUGACAGUCCACAACAAUGGUUCGCUAGACAUCAAGGUAGUGGAGGUACAGGAUGCUGGCGUUUACAUGUGUGUGGCUUCUAACACAGCAGGUAAUGACACCCUGAUGGUGUCUCUAGCAGUGAAGAGUCUGGGCUCACUGUAUGCCAACAGGACCCAGUUCUACAUGGACCCAAGCAACAGCACUGCCAAUGGAACAAACCUUCCAAACAUGACUUUUGGUCUGGACUUGAAGACCAUCUUGGUGUCGACAGCUAUGGGCUGUUUCACAUUUUUGGGGGUAGUGCUGUUCUGCUUUUUGCUCCUGUUUGUGUGGAGUCGGGGCAAAGGCAAACAUAAAACCAACAUAGAUAUUGAGUAUGUGCCACGUUCCAAGUCUAACGGCUCCUCAGCAGAAGGAGUUGAGCAGAGCAGUGGCCAGCGGCGCUUUAACAUGAAAAUGAUUUAA